Danio aesculapii is the source of this 1254-nucleotide messenger RNA. RefSeq names its product aerolysin-like protein. The record is from RefSeq and is a predicted model, not a curated record. The transcript has 2 exons. Lineage: Eukaryota; Metazoa; Chordata; Actinopteri; Cypriniformes; Danionidae. The coding region runs from base 68 to 1015 and encodes 315 amino acids.
GCUCGACAAGCUGCUCUUGUGAAGAAGCUGAUCAGACUACAGUCAUUCAUACCUAAAUUCAUCAGAGAUGGGCUACCCAACAAUGCUACAGAAAAUUGGUGGCCAAGGAGGUUCUUCAUUUUCAUUUACUGGUGAAAACAAUGGUGCCAGUUUAGAGAAGAUCUGGGUUUGGGUGGGAGGAUGGCAGAUCAAGGCUGUCAGGGCUUGGCUUUCAGAUGGUAGAGAUGAAACCUUUGGAGAACCAUCUGGAUCACAUCAAGAGUAUGUGUUUUCACCUGGAGAGUGUUUCACCUCACUGUCCCUCUGGGGGAACGGAGCAGGAACACGUCUUGGAGCCAUCAAAUUCAAGACCAAUAAGGGUGGAGAAUUUUUUGCAUAUAUGACAAGUUGGGGUUUAAAAACAGAAUAUCCCAUGGAUGUCGGCUCUGGUUAUUGUCUUGGCAUUGUUGGAAGAGGUGGUUCAGACAUUGACUGCAUGGGGUUCAUGUUUCUCAAUGCAGUUCAGUCAACAGUUCUCACCAAUGUCAACUAUCCCACCAUCAACCAGCUGAUCCCAAAAGUGGCCACGGAAGAGAUCAAGUCGAUCAAUUUUGAAAACAAAACCUCUGUUAAGCAAGAGCAAAAAGUUGAAACCUCAAAGAAAGUGAUCAAAAGAUCUUCAUGGUCUAUGACUAAGAGCUUUUCAUCAACAUUCAGCGUGGAGGUGAAGGCUGGGAUUCCAGAAGUUGUAGACGUUUCUACAGGAUUCAGUGUCAGCUUUGGAGUUGAAAGCACCUAUAGUCUGGAGCAGACAGAUGAGAAAAAUGAAACUCUGACCACCACAGUGGAAGUCCCGCCAAAGAAGAAGGUGGAUGUUCACAUCACCAUUGGCAGAGCCAGUUUUGACCUGCCGUACACUGGCACAGUGAAGAUCACUUGCAAGAACGGCAGUGUGUUACAGUAUGAAACCAAGGGCCAAUACAAAGGCGUCACUUACACUGAUAUCAAAGUGAAUACAGUUGAAAAAGAUCUGUAAUGUCAAGAUGGAUUGUUCUUUUCUGGCUACUGGGUUAACCAGCAAUGAUUUAGCUUAUUUACCUUUGAUUAGGUUUUUUCUGUGCUCUCAUUCCUCUGACUAGUUUUGAAUGAGUCUUUGUUUAAUAAUUUAGAAAAAAGGAAAUGUAUACUCAGCCUUGUCUUUUUAAAAUAAACUUUUCUGAUUCUGUUUCAGAAUGGUCAAAUAGCUUUAUAGUAGUUUUGUAACCCGUACCAGAU